Messenger RNA from Dibothriocephalus latus, 996 nucleotides. NCBI's taxonomy places the organism in Eukaryota, Metazoa, Platyhelminthes, Cestoda, Diphyllobothriidea, Diphyllobothriidae. The record is from the annotation of a GenBank genome assembly.
AUGACGACAAAGAGGUCGACUGGACACGUUCUUAGCACUAAUAGGGCAUUUUGUUGUUUUUGGUUGUCAUGUGAUAAUCGCUUCCUUUCCUAUGAGAAUUUGCAUUUGCAUACACUGGACCAUCUCUCGGAAGAACAAUCAGAAUUCUGUUUCUGGCUGUACUGUCCUUUCCCCGAACUUUCUGGCCUCUCCCAUACUCAAAAGCGGCGUCAUGUCUUGCUGCAUGUUUUUGCUGAAUCCUGUCGGCAGUUGGCUGUCAACGUAAUUGAUGAACUUACUAGAACCAAGACAGUUGGAAGUGAACCUUGUCUGCGGCCUCCAAGGGACAAUUGGUUUACCACAGAGCUUGCUCCAACAUCUGACGUUAUUAAAUAUGGCUUCAAGUGUAUGUGGAAGGACUGCAAUGUUGUUUCGGAGUGUGCCUAUCUAUUCCGUUUACACGUGGUGAACCACGCGGAUACCCACCCCGUCAAAGAAGAGGAAGAAACGUUUGGCACUGUCCUUCGCCCGGACUCUUUGCAGAACUGUACCUUCCCUAACUCCUGCACCACGGCUUCCUUUACGACCCAUCCUCCAAAAGGUACCUUCCCUGACUCCUGCACCAAGUACUUCGGACUGCACAGUUGGACCGGGGCGCUCUUUUCUGAUCUGCCAUCGGCACCAGAUUUGCAUGAGAUUAUCGGGGGCUCGGAUGAAGAAAAUGAUUACGGACCCGAAGGUCAGGAGGAGCUCACAACACCCGAACUCGUGAAGCGACUACGUUUUGCCUGGCAGAACGAAAAGCUAGCUCCAGAACUCCUUGUGGCUCGUCCUCAGUUAGUGGGUCUUGUUCAAGAGGAGCUUGACCGCCUGGAGGUCCGCGCGAAAAUGUUCCCCAAGGGUGACAUCAAAUCUCAAAUAAUCCUGAUGCAGGUUGAUCGGCUGCGUUACAUGCUCAAGGAUUACCUGCGAACUCGGAUUAUGAAGGUACGCGUGAGCAGGUGCGGAGUGUCUUAG